CAUUCACCUGGUAUUUUGGAACUACACCGAUAUGCACUGCCAUUGCUGAUAACGUGGCAAUAUAUCCUAGUUAUCGUGACAGAGCCUCUGUGGAUGGAACCACAGCUACACUGGUGAUCGGGGACCUGGCUCUCAGUGACACUGGGGAGUACACUCUGGAUAUAUCCAUUGGUGGGAUGCAAAGCAACAUACAAACAACACUGACAGUUUUUGAAAAGGUAUCUGAUCCUGCCAUUACGAUCUCUGGUAGUCCUGGUCCCCUGGUAGCAGGUAAAAGCUCUGUGAGGUUAACCUGUGAGGGCAAGGGCUCCAUCACCACCAGGAAGUGGAUGAAGAAUGGAGGAACUCUGUCUCCAGUACCAGACAGAGUCACCAUCAGUGAAGACAGUAGAACAGUGUCCAUCGGUCCAGUACAGAAAGAAGACACAGGAGAGUACAAGUGCCAAGUCAGCAACCCCAUCAGUAAUGUGGAGGCAUCUGGAACACUGACUGUGAACUAUGGACCAGAGGCUGUCAUCAUUAGUGGAGAAGGCCAUGGAGGAACAGUAGAGUUUGGCCAUCAGAUCCAUUUGACCUGCUCUGCUGAGUCUGUUCCUGGAUGCACCUACACCUGGACAUUAAAUGGGACACGUGGGAUAGGAACUGGACCCUCAUACAUGAAAGAGAAGAGUGUCUAUGAAGACAGUGGAAUAUACACCUGCACUGCUUCAAACAGCAUCACUGCAGGAACUAACAAGGGAGAUUUUGCACUGUCUGUCAAAGGCUCCACCUCCACCCAGCAAAUGCCCAAGUGAAGAGGAAUUAGUAACAGGCUGUUCACAUUCACUACAUCUUUGGCCUAUGUCACAUCUCUUUUGGAUUGCACAUAAUAGGA
This is a messenger RNA of Engraulis encrasicolus (European anchovy), 874 nucleotides long. RefSeq names its product carcinoembryonic antigen-related cell adhesion molecule 1-like. NCBI's taxonomy places the organism in Eukaryota, Metazoa, Chordata, Actinopteri, Clupeiformes, Engraulidae. The record is from RefSeq and is a predicted model, not a curated record. The transcript has 4 exons. Bases 177 to 794 code for a protein of 205 amino acids.